CGCGUCGUCUCGGCACCCUCCUCCGCUUCGAAACCCCCGACGCGACGGAAGCGAGGAAACCCUCGCGAGUCUCUCACCCCCGCCCCCCACAGCCGCCCGCCGCCGCCUCGAAUCCGCCCGGAUUCGCGCGGCGCCGGACCCCUGCGGAUCGGAUCCCGGAGGUUGGUGGAUUCGGGGCUAGGGUUUGGGGAUUGGCGGAAAUCGUGGGAUUGUUCGGCCUAAUUUGAGGAGCAAUGCGCUUCAUGGUUUGGCAGUGCACCUGAGGAGGACAGAGGGAUGGUGGCGAUGGAGGGAAAGGGGGAUGCGUCAGUGACGCCGGUGAGGACCAGUGACCGGCUCCGGCAGCGGCCGAAGUACUAUGCUCGUGGCUAUAUGUAUUACAAGCCAGCAAUGCGGAAGAAGGUCAAGUCUAAGAAGCGAACAGCUGCAUCACAGAUUGCUAAGAAACUGCUUCGCAAACCAGCUGCCCGUCCACCACCGGCCGAUUCUAUCGCAGCAAAUUUGCGCCGUUCAACGCGAAAGCGAAGGAUUCCUGUAAAUCUUGAGGGCUAUGAUACAGAUAGUUCCAGUAUGGAAGAUGAUGAUCUUAUGAGACCUAGAUAUCGUACUUCAAAGAAUAAAGGGGGAAACGAUGCUGCACAUGAUGAAGUGUCAGCUCGGCCAAAGCGCCAGAAGUUGUCUAACUCCAUACCCCGCCGUGAAGGUUUACGGCCUAGAAGAUCUUUGCGGGGACGAAGGCUGCAUCCAUACCAGGAAUCUGAAGAUGAACAGGAAAGCUCUGAAGAACAGGGUGCAGAAGAUCGAAGAGAAAAUGGCAAUGACAUUGAAGAGGAUGGUGAUGAUGAUGAGGUUGAUGGAGGCGAUGAAGCUGAAGCAGAUGGAGAUGAUGAAGAUGGUGAGGAAGAGCAAGAAGGAAGGAGGAGAUAUGAUUUAAGGGAUCGUUCAGAGGUUCGUAGACCAUCCCCUCGUAAGGAAGGGAAGCACAGACCACAAUCUCCUCGAAGAGUACUAGUCCAUGGAAUUGGUCCAAAGAACAACAAGUAUUUAAAAAAAGGUGGGUCGCGCAUGCAUAAGCGCCCUCGUUUCUCUUUGCCAGAUGAUUCAGAUGAUUCCCUUCUUGUGGAUGAGCCGGAUGAAGGUCCAUCCAUGCCAUGGAUGCGUAGUGGGAGGGGAGGUAUGCCGUGGUUGAUGGGUGGAUUGGACAUGCACAGUCCAGCAGCAUGGGGUCUGAAUGUUGGAGCGUCUGGAUGGGGUCACCAGGGUGACAGUUCUACUUCACUCAUGCCCGGGGUCCAAACUGCCGGACCUAGUUCCAAGGGAGGAGCUGAUAUUCAGCCUCUGCAGGUUGAUGAGAGUGUGAGUUUUAAAGAUAUUGGUGGACUAUCAGAGUACAUUGAUGCUUUAAAGGAAAUGGUUUUCUUUCCUUUGCUGUAUCCAGAUUUUUUUGCAAACUAUCACAUUACUCCUCCUAGAGGAGUUCUGCUUUGUGGCCCGCCAGGUACAGGAAAAACAUUGAUUGCCCGUGCCUUAGCUUGUGCUGCCUCUAAAGCCGGCCAGAAGGUCAGUUUUUAUAUGCGCAAAGGGGCUGAUGUUCUUAGUAAAUGGGUGGGAGAGGCUGAAAGGCAGCUCAAGUUACUUUUUGAGGAAGCUCAAAAGAAUCAGCCGUCCAUUAUAUUUUUUGAUGAAAUUGAUGGCCUGGCACCUGUGAGGUCUAGCAAGCAGGAGCAGAUUCACAAUUCAAUUGUUUCGACAUUGCUUGCUUUGAUGGAUGGUCUUGAUUCACGUGGGCAAGUUGUCUUGAUUGGAGCAACUAACAGAAUUGAUGCCAUUGAUGGAGCAUUGCGUCGACCUGGCCGAUUUGAUCGUGAGUUCUAUUUUCCUUUACCUGGCUACGAGGCUCGAGCCGAAAUACUGGAUAUUCAUACAAGGAAAUGGAAGGAUCCUCCACCAAAGGAACUAAAGAUGGAGCUUGCUGCUAGCUGUGUGGGCUAUUGUGGAGCUGAUUUGAAAGCAUUGUGUACUGAAGCAGCUAUUAGAGCAUUUAGAGAGAAGUAUCCUCAGGUCUACACUAGUGACGACAAGUUUGUCAUUGAUGUUGAUUCGGUCAGUGUUGAGAAGUACCACUUUUUGGAAGCUAUGUCUACAAUAACUCCAGCUGCGCAUAGGGGAUCCAUUGUGCAUUCAAGGCCACUUUCAUCAGUUAUCGCUCCCUGCCUGAAGAGGCAUCUUGAUAAAAUAAUGGAACGGAUUUCUGAUAUUUUCCCUUUUCUUUCAUCCGUAGAUGUUAGCAAGUUCUCUGCCCUUUCUUAUGGAUCUUCCAUCCCUCUUGUUUAUAGACCUCGCCUUUUGAUAUGUGGUGGUGAGAGUGUUGGACUGGAUCAUGUGGGACCAGCUGUUUUGCAUGAGCUUGAGAAGUUUUCCGUUCACUCAUUGGGACUGCCUUCUCUUCUCUCUGAUCCAAGUGCAAAGACACCUGAAGAAGCUCUUGUGCAUAUUUUUGGGGAAGCCAAGAGAACAACCCCAUCCAUUCUCUACCUACCUCAGUUCCAUCUUUGGUGGGAUACGGCACAUGAACAGCUCAGGGCUGUGUUAUUGACUCUAUUGAAUGAGUUGCCAUCCAACCUUCCAGUUUUGUUGCUAGGAACAUCAUCAGUGGCUUUCACCGACCUCGAAGAAGAGUGUGCUUCCAUAUUCACUUCUCGCAAUGUGUACCAAGUGGAUCAACCAAGUUAUGAUGAUAGAUUGAGAUACUUCAAUAUAUUGUUUGAGUCAUUACUCUCUUUCCAAACUGAGGAAUCAAGAAACAAGUCGAAGAAACAGAAAUCCGCUAUUGAUCUUCCCAAAGCUCCAAAGGAAGUGGAGGGCCCAAAGAUUUCAGAGCUAAAGGCUAAGGCAGAAGCUGAGCAGCAUGCUGUUCGUCGAAUGAGGAUGUGCCUCCGAGAUAUCUGUAACCGCAUUUUAUACAACAAAAGGUUCAAUGUGUUUCACUUCCCAGUAUCAGAAGAGGAGGUACCUGACUAUCGAUCAGUAAUACACAAGCCCAUGGAUAUGGCUACUGUCUUGCAGCGGGUGGACUCUGGACAAUACCUUACCAGAGCAGCCUUUAUGAAGGAUAUUGAUCUUAUUGUCUUGAAUGCAAAGACUUAUAAUGGGGACGACUACAAUGGAUCUAGGAUUGUCAGUAGAGCAUGUGAACUCCGAGAUGUGGUGCAAGGUAUGUUGUCGCAGAUGGACCCAUCUUUGGUGUCCUUCUGUGAUAAAAUUGCUUCACAGGGGGGACCACUGCAGGUUGUGGAUGAUGAAGAUAGCUCUAUUCUUCAAGCAGCACCUGUUGCUCAGCUCGUUUCUGGUACUAGAAUAAGUGCAAGGCUUCGCAAUGUACAGCCAGAAGUAAACCUGUCACAAAGUUAUGAAGUGCUAAAGCGGCAAAAGAAAAGCUCAGAAAAUGAUCAGGGCAUGACUAAAGAUGCGGCUGCAAGAGAUGAAAGGUCUCCAGAAGAUGUAGAUUUAUCAAAACCAAUUUCCCCAGAAGAAGCUCCAAAAGAACCAGAUUCAAAUGGCACUCUGAAAGAAACCGACAAUUCACCAGCUGAAGCACCAGAAGUACCUGCUCCUCCUGAACCCAUGGAGACUGACAGCAGUGAAGUUGCCACCACCUUGACUACUGGUGAUGACUUACUCGGGCAGCUAGAAGCCCUAAAGCAACGCUUCAUGGAGCUCACGGCAGGCUAUGGCGUGCCACAGCUCGAGAGGCUGUAUUCCCGGAUAAUGAAAGGCGCGAUAGAGUUGACAAGUAAAGAAAGCAAUGAAGAUCAUAGGGGGUUAGUUGUUAGAUAUUUGUUGACAUUUGUUGAGAACAGCGACAAUUUUUAACUCCGCGUAAUAAGAUUCUUGUUUUCCAUGUGUACAUUCUCUUUGGAACGAAAAAUAGUGGAUCAUCUUGGGAGAUAUCCCCGUUCCAUGCCCUGUAACAAAAAUGUGCCAAAUGCUCAAGUGUCAGUGACACAAUUUUGCAAUGAAUGAUGUAGCAAGUGCACAUUUUGUAGAUUUAUCAUGUUUUUGAAAAAUCGUAUAUCUACCAUGUUCUUAUCGUGUA
Molecule: messenger RNA, 4096 nt
Organism: Setaria italica (foxtail millet)
Lineage: Eukaryota; Viridiplantae; Streptophyta; Magnoliopsida; Poales; Poaceae
Product: ATPase family AAA domain-containing protein At1g05910
Exons: 11
Coding region: 277-3873 (1198 amino acids)
Biological process (GO): positive regulation of transcription by RNA polymerase II
Cellular component (GO): nucleus
Molecular function (GO): chromatin binding; ATP hydrolysis activity; ATP binding
Source: RefSeq, a predicted model, not a curated record